GCACCCAGUGUAUGUUCUGUUGGCGAGCCGGAGGAUUGCGGGGGAUCCCCAUUAGUAAUGAUAAAAAACGAUAAUAUUCUCGCUUGGCUUUGAGCAGUUGCAUUAUUAUUUGUACGUCUAUUAAACAAUUGAGUUAAAAGAGUUGUUGUUACAUACGUGUAAAUAGUACCGUGAGUUAUUGAACUUCAGAUUUGAGGACAUGGCUGACGAACAGGAGGAAGUCAGUAUAAAGGCAAGACUUUCAAAAUUACAUUGUCCGUUUACGUGGGAAAUAUUGGACAGCACCGUAAAGUACUCUACGAUACAUUCUAAAAGUGAUGAAAAUAUGGAUCCGGAUGAAACAUAUUAUCCUUUAGAACGGUUAUUAGUAGUUUUGUUUAAAUGUUAUCAAGCUGUAUCAAGUGCAGACAGUAUCGGAACACAAAAAAUUGAACAAGCUGGAGAAUUGUUAAUACAAAUUCAGCAAGAGAAGGAUUUUCAACAAAUUAUUAGAGCAAUUGAACAUGUGUUUUAUGGUACAAAAUGUUUCGUUUUAUACGAAACUGAUAACAUGGAUUAUCUAGAAGAAAUAUUAAAUAAUAUUAUUAAAGUUGAAGACUUCACUAACGUCGAAACCGGCGCCUUAUCUGGUUGUGAAAGUGUGAUAUGGUCUUGUCUAAAUGAUUUUGGCAUAGACAAAGCAAUUGAUGCUGCCAAAAAAGCAGUGGAGAAAAAUGAAGAUUGCGCAUUAUGGCACUAUAUUCUUGCGAAGAAUCUCAGACGUCAAAGGCGUUUAAUAAACGUCUCGUCUAACGUGUCAAAUAGUGAAAAAAAGCAUUUUGAAAUAGCAUACGCUAUGAGUAAUAAUCACAUAUUUGGAAUGUAUUAUUUGCAAAUGCGUAUUGAAUGUUUUCAUAGAUUCAGUAGAGCAAGCGAUUAUGUAAUGAAAAAAAAUGUUAAUGAAAAAGAGGUAAUGUGUUUAGCUAAAAAAAUUUUAAAGACAAAACCUACUAACAAGAAAGUACUAUUACGACUGGCUCUUAUGUUUCUGCGUGCAACUUCGGAUGAGAGAGUAUCAGCAAAAGAGUGCCUUGAUGCUCUAAAAGAAAUGGUGCCAAAUAAUCCCACGUAUUUGCAUUAUACUGCGAUGUUAUACGAGCAAUGCGGAGAUUAUAAAGAAGCUCUGCAGUAUUUCAAGAAAGCUGCUGAAUGUAAUAACUUCGUGGCAGAGCUUUCUUAUAUACAAUAUGGUUGGGAAGUGGGAGAACUGGAACCAAUUCCGCAUCUUUUACGAAUGUUAAAAAAAUACGAGCAGUCGAUUAAAGAUCGACAAAUAACUGUACUAUUAGCGAUUGCGGUAGCAUAUUAUUCGCUACAUAAAGAUAUACCAAAUUCUUCGGAAUUUUUUUUAAAAGCUCUUUCCGUGGAUCCAUUAAGCAAAAAGUUCGAGGUUUAUUAUAAGUGCUUCGACUUUAAAUCCUUGAGUAUUUCAUCGUUUUUAAAUAAUGAGUUUUGUCCUCUUCUGGAGAAAAAAUAUUCAAGAACACUUAAAAAAACGUGUGAGGAAAUAAAAAAGCUUCUGCAUGUAAAGGAUGUAAAUAAUUUAUUGGGAGAAUUGUGUAACUUAUCUGUAGAUAUCACAGAAAAAGAUUCUAACUUAAACAUUAAUUAGAAUUACAGAAAUGUUUUUAAGAAGUUAUUGCUAUUUAAAACGUUUUAAUUUCAUAUUUUGUGACAUAUUGUUUUAAAUAUUUUUAUUCUUUAUUUUAUUUCAUAUUAAUUUUAUACCAGUUAUCUAAUUAAUUUAAAAUACAAAUAGAUUACAACUUGUGUAUAUCAACCCAAUGAAUAAUAAACAAUAUUUAUAAAAGUUGA
Messenger RNA from Solenopsis invicta (red fire ant), 1854 nucleotides. RefSeq lists its product as uncharacterized. Gene Ontology annotation, molecular function: protein binding. Lineage: Eukaryota; Metazoa; Arthropoda; Insecta; Hymenoptera; Formicidae. Bases 200 to 1651 code for a protein of 483 amino acids. The record is from RefSeq and is a predicted model, not a curated record. The transcript is spliced from 5 exons.